Molecule: messenger RNA, 3429 nt
Organism: Mesorhabditis belari
Lineage: Eukaryota; Metazoa; Nematoda; Chromadorea; Rhabditida; Rhabditidae
Source: the annotation of a GenBank genome assembly
AUGGACCAAGACGGAGUGACAAGACGCCGCCGCCGGCCAGUAGUUGUUGCUCAUAAAGGAUAUGCUUUACCGGAAUACACGAACGACUCUGAUUCCGAUGGUGAUCUUGCUGUGCCACAGAAGCGACCUGCUUACAAAGACGAUGGAAAUAUUCCAAGUACGAGUUCUGCAAAUCCAAUGAUUGCGAAAACAGAAGACGGAAAAACUACAUCGCAAGCUAAUUCAAAGAUGAAGUUGGUGAUGGAUCUCUUCAAGAAGCAUCAUCAGAAACGUGGCUUCAACUACUUCAGUCAUUCGAUUAUUGAGGAGAUUCGCUUGGCUUCCACCGAUCAACCUUUACUUGAUAUGGCUAUCGCAAUUGAAGGAGCAUCGCAAGUUUACAGUUAUCGAGUAGAAACGACCAUGAUGCAUUGCAAGGAGACACACGAUAUUUGUGUUGGAGCUAAGACCAAAGCAGCAACGGUUGACGAGAUUGAAAUCACAGAAAACGGGAAACUGGCCAUCGAUGAAACUACGGCAACGGCGAAAAAAAACGCCGGAAAGCCGAAGACCCAGAUGCCAAAGACAACUACCAGAAUAGGAUGGCGGAUUUAUGGGAAAAUAUUGGCAAGCAGCAAGGAGUUACAGAGGGUUUGGAAGGGAAAAAGGAAGAAAAUAGCGAUAGCGAUGAAGAGGAAGAGCUGGAAGACGAUGAACCAGAAUCCGAAAUUGAGGCUUUUAUUCGGGAAGCUUCUUCUUGGAAUACUUAUCGAAUCGAAUCCAAAGCUUGUUACCGAUUCUUCAUCACUCAAAGUUCGCCGAAAAGAAUCUCGUCAAAACUCCUAUUAUGCUGCUGCCAUUUAUAAUAAGAACCGAAACUAUUCUCAUCGGAUUUUCACGAUGAAUUGCAUUCGAACACAAGACGCUAGAAAAUUUAUUCUACAUCCACGGUCGGUUCCCGAUCCAGAAGCCAGCUUUCAUAAGCCCUAUCCGAAAGAUUGUUUGGAUUCUCUUGCAGGUCUUUGUCAUAAUGCUUUGUCGGAUAAGCCUCAAUCGUAUGGCUAUUUCUUCCCAAAAACAACUAUCAACACAAAGGACACAGCUCUUGGGGUUGAUGGAGAAGAAGAAAACUAUUUGCUGGAACAAGAUGAACUCGAUGAUGUGAUCACAAAUCAAAGAGAAGAUGACACGACGAUAAUGCCAGAUCGCACCUUAAUGGAUGCAACGCUUGCAAAUAGAACUUCGGCUUUUGGAGGAAGUGGACCGAAACGCGUCACACUAAAAGGUCUUGGUGAAAAACAGAUUCGCAUGGCCGACUUAGUUGAUACAUUUGUGGGUGCUUCGAUCGAUCCAAAGCUUUCGAUGUCAUUAGCUGAUAUGGUACGCGAUCUGUAUUCUAACGCUUUACCGAUGCGGCGCGGAACCAGAACCAAUGAAUUUAACUUGAAAAGCGACGUAAAUGGCGAUACAACCACAAUAUUUGAGGAGACUCGUUGCGUGCGACUUUUCGGUUUCGGGCCAAUAAUUGCACAACUUGAAUCGAGCUGGCAUGCUGAAUAUAGGCAGCUGUCUAUUACACGCGAUGAUUAUGAAGAUCAAAUGAAUGCCAUCAACGAGUUGCCCGACGAGAAGAAAGACAUUGCUCAGAGAUCUGUGUUGCCUCCUGGUCGUUAUAAACUUUUCGCUGCACCACCAGACGCACCGCAUAACUACCCCCGUGAUCCAGCAUCCAACAAACCGCUGAUGGAAGAAGCCAAUCACCUAAAAAUUACCACGGAAAUGGCAGUGUCAUUUGCUGAAUAUGUAGACGCAUUUGACGACUCUGGCGCUGGAAGGUUGGGAAGCGACGCUGGUUUUGACACAGAUUUGGCUCCAAUUCCCACGGAUUUGCUCACAGACAACAACAAUGAUGCCCAAAAAGAUAUCCCUCCUCACUUGGACGAACAAGAUGCCCCAUUUGAAGCCGAGGCCAGAGAGGAAGAGAUUAUACCGGAUUUUGAUCUGCAAAGGAUUGGAAAAAUUGAUGAUGCUCAUUGGAACAAGAAGGUUGAGAAGCGGACUGAGAAAGAAGAACAACAGCGGAAAGAGACGAGAGAGCAAAAGAAACAAGCACAGGAAGAAUUUUUGAACAGUUGUAAUUUGCCUUACGACGACUUCAUUAGCUACCAUGAUUCAUUAGCGAACCGCUUUAAUUCCAUUCCGAAUCGUGAAAUCCUCGAGGAAAAAUAUCUGUUGACAAAGAAGCAAGUCGAGGAGAUGAUUAAAAGCCGUCUUUCCGAGAGCCACAAAGUGCAAGACAUCUACGACUACAAUCUAUUCACGAAACCAUGCUUCCUUAAUAAUGGUCGUUUUGGGCAUUGUGAUUUCAAGCCGGUUCCAGCACCCGAUAAACCAUUACGAAAGCUUCCUCGUUUCCCAGGAUUGGAAGACGACAACUGUGAAGAUGAAGAUGAGGAUGAAAGCCCAGAAGAGAUGGCAGAGGCCUAUGUGAAUUGGAUGUCAGCCUUCUCGCUUUAUUAUGAACCGGAUGAGAGGGCUACAUUAUCCUCAGGCAACUUUCGAUCUCAACUUGAAAACGAUAACGGUGGGCCAAGUUUUCCAGUAGGGCCACUCGAUUUUGGUGACGAUGAUAUGGGAAUUGAUGACUUUGACGAUAACAUUGUUGAACCAAUCAACGUUUCAAAGCAGAGACGAAAGAACCAAUUCACCUUCGAGCACGCCAGAAUGUUGGAAGAUAAUGAAGAACCCGCUCAUGAAAUCGAAACAGAUAAAGAGGCGAUGAAUGAGGAAGACGCGAGGCUUUUGGAACAGAUGCUCGAACUUGCUCGUGGAGCCAAACAACAAAGGGUGGAUACUUUACAAGUGAAACUUGCCAUCAAACAACUUCUUGGCAAUGAUGACUUAAAAGAUGGACACUUGAAACGUAUUGCUCAGGGCUACUCCAACGAGAAAAAUAUGCUUCCAAUUGCCAACAGGCUGGCGGCACUUAGCGGUUGCUCGGAUAAGGAAAACGACAAGAUGGAAGUUGAUCAGUGCGAGGUUGAAGCGGAAUCCACUAACGUUGAAGAGGACACAUCAACUCAAGGUGGUCUUGAGAAUAAAAUCAAAGAAGCCUUGACUGCUCCGCCAGUUGAUGUGGAAGCGGCUGAGGUUGAAGAGGUGGAAGGAAUGAACGACGAAGAAGAUGAUACGCAUAACGUCUCACUUCGAGUGACAAAUUUUGGUGUUGAAGGUGAACAUUCGUUCUCGUCGCUUGUCUCUAUGCUCCCAUUGCGUCUUCCGGCUCAUGAUCGACAGAUUCACAUAGCUACCACACUUGUUAUUGCUCUUCAUAUGUGCAACGAGAAUGGUUUGAUCUGCGAGCAGCAACGGUCGUCUUCUGAUGGACUUGACUCAUCAAAUUGGAUGUCUGACUUUGUAUUUAAAAAUUCCGACGAUGCUCAACCUGAG